UCGCCGCGGGGCGGCGGUUCUCGGCGCUCGGGGGCAAGAUGCUGGCGCUCAGAUGGUGUACUGUAAGGAAGGCUCCUUCACUUCUGGCUAGGGCACUGACAUCCAUGACUAAUGGCUUCCAGUCUCCUCCAGACAUGUUUGAAGGACACUUACCCAUUCAUGUGAAUAAUGUGCGAAGCAGAUUGAGUGCUAUAGUGGGAGCUUCUACCAACUGGAGUGACCAUGUGCAAGCAAUGCAUGAAAGAAAAGACCUACAUAUUCUAUUGGCCAAACAGCAGGAAGACUUGCCACCUAGGAAAAUGAGUGAUAGCUACAUAGAGGUUAUUUUACCUCUAGGAAGUCAACCUGAAUUAAGAGAAAAAUAUCUGAAUGUACAUAAUAGUGUGAGGUUUGGAAGAAUUCUUGAAGAUCUUGACAGCUUAGGAGUUCUCAUUUGUUACACUCACACGAAACAUGAAGUUUCUCAGAGAUCUCCUUUGUCAAUAGUUACAGCCCUGGUGGAUAAAAUUGAUUUGUGCAAGAAGGUCAUAUACCCAGAUUGUGAUAUCAAAUUCACUGGAAGUGUUUCUUGGGUUGGGAAGACCUCAAUGGAAGUGAAGAUGCACAUGCUUCAGGCUGGGUUACAUGAUGGUACUUACAGCCCUGUGUUAGAUGCAACCUUUGUCAUGGUGGCCCGUGAUCCAGAAAACAAGAGGUCAGCAUUUGUUAAUCCAUUAAUUCCUGAGGGUCCAGAGGAGGAAGAAAUCUUCAGGAAAGGAGAAUUGAACAAGAUAAGGAGGGUUGAUUUCAGCACUGCAUCCUUACUGAAAAUGGCUCCCACUGCAGAAGAAAGAACCAUUGUUCAUAACAUAUUCCUUAAUACACUGGACACAAGGACUGUAAGUUUUCGGAGUCGUGUGCUACCACCCAAUUCAGUAUGGAUGGAAGAUGCAAAACUUAAGGGCUUGGAGAUCUGCCAUCCUCAGAAGCGAAACAUUUUCAAUAGAAUCUUCGGGGGGUUUCUCAUGAGGAAAGCAUUUGAGCUGGGAUGGGCUACUGCCUGCAGCUAUGGAGGUUCCAGACCUUAUGUAGUAGCUGUAGAUGAUAUCAUGUUUCAAAGACCAGUUGAGAUUGGAUCCCUAUUACUGCUUUCUGCACAGGUUUGUUAUACAGAAGAAAACUAUAUCCAGAUUAGAGUACACAGUGAGGUUUAUGAUUCAGAUACCAGAGAGCACAAGACAACCAACAUCUUCCAUUUCACUUUUAUGUCAGAAAGAGAGGUACCACAGAUUGUCCCAAAAACAUAUGGUGAGUCCAUGUUGUAUUUAGAUGGGAAGCGGCACUUCAGUGCCACCACGAAAGAAACCAGAGAAGUGGAGAAAACUACUGCAGCACCAUAGCAAAUGCUUAGCUUUGGAG
This is a messenger RNA of Emys orbicularis (European pond turtle), 1398 nucleotides long. RefSeq names its product acyl-CoA thioesterase 9 (gene ACOT9). Gene Ontology annotation, cellular component: mitochondrion. Lineage: Eukaryota; Metazoa; Chordata; Testudines; Emydidae. Gene Ontology annotation, molecular function: fatty acyl-CoA hydrolase activity. The coding region runs from base 39 to 1379 and encodes 446 amino acids. The transcript has 16 exons. The record is from RefSeq and is a predicted model, not a curated record. Gene Ontology annotation, biological process: acyl-CoA metabolic process.